AAGGCAUUUGCAUAGAUCUUCAGCAUAAGAAAGGCAGCAUCAUGAAGACGCGUGCAGAAUACGCGUGCAAGAUACGCGUUGACAUGCGCGUGUGUGCACUAUAGCAGCUGCCUAAGAAUAGAUGAUGCUCUUGAAACGUGUCACUACGCCUACUUCCUUCGUGCUCGACCCUCGAGACGCUCUCUGUUCUCCUUUCCCACCAACUUGUCGACAAGACUGCACUUCAUCGCUCAAUUGAUGCCUCGGAAUGAGUGUAAAACCUGACCCUGCUCGGGCAACGUCUCCUCCAUCAGCAUCCACACUCCCCGCAACAGUGUCGCCCAUCGCACAGGUCCAUCAGCAACCCCAGGAACACUCUGCACUUCCGCUCCAUCGUCUAGAGAGCUCCUCAACCUCCAGGACAGGGACACCCACCUUUGCAUCAGGAUACAACCUCCCCCACUCCUCUGAAAGUGGCGAUUUUCGUGCAAGUCAUAGCCCCUUCAUUCCAGACGUGCCCGUGAACGACAGCAAUACCUACACUGGACGUCCUGUACUUGAUUCCAGUCGUCGCUACUCCAGCGGAUACCCAUCGAUCGCCUUAAGCAGCGUCCAAGCAUCCCCGACAUCUGGUGGUUCGACUCUAGCCAACAAGCGUCUAUCUAAGUUUGGCGGUCAGGCUCUAACACUUGCGCCCACACCAGAAUCGCCUUCUGCCGGCCAGGUGGCGAACACGAACACGAGUGCGAUUAUCCAUACACCCACGAGUGCGACCAUCCAUACGCCCACAAGUGCUAUACCGACAGCAAUUAGGAGAUCAAUAAGUGGAUUUCACACCUUCGUCCCAGACUUUAUCAAUUCGCCACACGAUCCGGAUCAUACUCGAAUUCUAUAUCGAGCAUUCAUAGCGCAGGACAGUCAAAACCCCCGGCCCUUGAGCACAAACAUCCUAUCACUGUUAAAGACUUUGAUAGCAUUCUUCUUCUGGGGCCUUCACAGCAGGCAGCCAUCAAGACACUUUGUUCCAAUAGGGUUCUACGUAGGAUUGAUACGAUCGGGUGGUACUCGAUACUUGGCGCACAAAAGUUUCCCACGAUAAUUUCGAGGUAUGAGGACGCAGCAGGAGCAAUUUGAGGCCCUAUUUCAGAUGAUCAUGG
This is a messenger RNA of Gamsiella multidivaricata, 1136 nucleotides long. RefSeq lists its product as uncharacterized. Bases 248 to 1078 code for a protein of 276 amino acids. The transcript has 2 exons. Lineage: Eukaryota; Fungi; Mortierellomycota; Mortierellomycetes; Mortierellales; Mortierellaceae. The record is from RefSeq and is a predicted model, not a curated record.